GCGGCCGCGACGAGGAGCGGCGGAAGCUGGCCGACAUCAUCCACCACUGGAACGCCAACCGGCUGGACCUGUUCGAGAUCAGCCAGCCCACCGAGGAUUUGGAGUUCCAUGGAGUGAUGAGGUUUUAUUUUCAAGAUAAAGCUGCUGGAAACUUUGCAACAAAGUGUAUCCGGGUGUCGAGCACUGCCACCACUCAGGACGUCAUCGAGACACUGGCCGAGAAGUUCCGGCCCGACAUGCGCAUGCUGUCUGCUCCCAAGUACUCGCUGUACGAGGUGCACGUCAGUGGAGAAGAAAGAAGAUUGGAUAUAGACGAGAAGCCCCUAGUUGUGCAGCUGAAUUGGAACAAAGACGACCGUGAGGGCAGAUUUGUUCUGAAGAAUGAGAACGACGCCAUCCCUGCUAAGAAGGCUCAAAGCAAUGGACCUGAAAAGCAGGAGAGAGAAGGGGUUAUCCAGAACUUCAAGAGAACUCUCUCGAAGAAAGAAAAGAAGGAGAAGAAAAAGAGAGAAAAAGAGGCAAUGAGACAGGCACCGGACAAAGACGACAGACCUUUCCAAGGGGAUGACGUUGAGAACUCUCGCCUGGCUGCAGAGGUCUACAAGGACAUGCCUGAGACCAGCUUCACCCGCACGAUUUCCAACCCUGAGGUGGUCAUGAAGCGGCGGAGGCAGCAGAAGCUGGAGAGGCGCAUGCAGGAGUUCCGGAGCUCAGACGGGCGGCCCGAUUCAGGUGGGACGCUGAGAAUUUAUGCAGACAGUUUAAAACCAAAUAUCCCCUACAAGACAAUCCUGCUGUCCACCACCGACCCUGCAGACUUUGCUGUAGCUGAAGCUCUAGAGAAGUACGGUCUGGAGAAGGAGAACCCCAAGGACUACUGCAUCGCCCGGGUCAUGCUUCCUCCCGGAGCCCAGCAUUCCGAUGAAAAAGGUGCUAAAGAAAUCGUCCUUGAUGAUGACGAAUGUCCCUUACAGAUCUUCAGGGAGUGGCCAGGUGACAGAGGGGUUUUAGUCUUUCAGUUGAAGAGGAGACCCCCGGACUACAUCCCCAAGAAAACCAAGAAGCACAUGGACGGAAGGCCAGCAAAGGGCAAGGAGAGAGCUGACGGGGCCGGCUACGGCUCCGCACUGCCGCCCGACAAGCUGCCCUACCUGGUGGAGUUGAGCCCAGGGAGAAGGAGCCACUCUGCCUACUGCGGCUACUACACUCACGAAGAUGGUUCCGACUCCAGAGAUAAGCCGAAGCUUUACCGCCUUCAGCUCAGUGUUACUGAGGUUGGGACAGAGAAGUUCGAUGACAGCUCCAUCCAGUUGUUUGGCGCAGGAAUUCAGCCCCAUCACUGCGACCUCACGAACAUGGAUGGAGUUGUCACUGUCACACCGAGAAGCAUGGAUGCGGAGACUUACGUGGAGGGGCAGCGCAUCUCAGAGACAACCAUGCUGCAGAGUGGGAUGAGCGUGCAGUUCGGGGCCUCACACGUGUUCAAGUUUGUGGACCCCAGCCAGGACCACGCCCUGGCGAAGAGGACCGUGGACGGGGGCCUGCCCACCAAGGGUCACAGACACAAAGCUGGAAUUGUUCAGGAGACAACUUUUGACGUAGGAGGAGACAUUCACAGUGGAACAGCAUUGCCAACAAGCAAGAGCUCCACUAGACUGGACAGCGACAGGGCGUCGUCUGCCUGCAGCACUGCCGAGCGGGGGAUGGUGAAGCCGACGGUCAGAGUGGAGCAGCAGCCAGAGUACCGCAGGCAAGAGAGCAGAAUGCAGGAUGCUCCUGGGCCCGAGCUGAUGCUGCCUGCCAGCAUUGAAUUCAGGGAGACUUCUGAAGACUCGUUUCUCUCUGCCAUCAUAAACUACGCCAACAGCUCCACGGUGCACUUUAAGCUGUCCCCCACCUACGCCCUCUACAUGGCCUGUCGGCACGUGCUGUCAGGCCAGGGCAGGCCCGAGGCCAGCCCCGCCGAGCGCGCGCACAGGGUGGUCGCCGUGGUCAGCAAGAUGGUGAGCAUGAUGGAAGGGGUGAUCCAGGAAGUAGACCAGGUUGACCAGAAACAGAAGAACAUCGCAGGGGCGCUUGCUUUCUGGAUGGCAAACGCGUCUGAGCUCCUCAACUUCAUCAAGCAGGACCGUGACCUCAGCCGGGUCACCUUGGAUGCCCAGGACGUGUUAGCGCACCUGGUUCAAAUGGCAUUUAAACACCUGGUGCACUGUCUUCAGUCAGAGCUGAACAAUUACAUGCCAGCCUUUCUGGAUGACCCUGAAGAGAGCAGUCUGCACAGACCGAAAAUAGACGACGUUCUGCACACGCUCACGGGGGCCAUGUCGCUGCUGCGCCGCUGCCGAGUCAACGCGGCCCUGACCAUCCAGCUCUUCUCUCAGCUCUUCCACUUCAUCAACAUGUGGCUGUUCAACAGGCUGGUGACGGACCCCGAGUCGGGGCUGUGCUCCCACUACUGGGGGGCCAUCAUCCGCCAGCAGCUGGGCCAUGUGGAGGCGUGGGCAGAGAAGCAAGGGCUGGAGCUGGCUGCCGACUGUCACCUCAGCCGGAUCGUGCAGGCCACCACUUUGCUCACAAUGGACAAGUAUGCCCCCGAUGACAUUCCAAACAUCAACAGCACCUGCUUCAAGUUGAAUUCACUGCAGCUUCAGGCCUUAUUACAGAACUAUCACUGUGCACCUGAUGAGCCUUUCAUCCCGACGGAUCUGAUAGAAAGCGUCGUGGCUGUGGCUGAAAACACAGCCGACGAGCUGGCCCGCAGCGAUGGGAGGGAGGUGCAGCUGGAGGAGGACCCCGACCUGCAGCUGCCGUUCCUUCUGCCCGAAGACGGUUACUCCUGCGAUGUCGUCAGAAACAUUCCAAAUGGCUUGCAAGAGUUUUUGGACCCUUUGUGCCAGAGGGGGUUCUGCAGGUUGAUUCCUCACGCACGCUCACCGGGCACUUGGACGAUAUAUUUCGAGGGUGCGGACUAUGAAAAUCAUCUCCUGCGUGAGAACACAGAACUGGCUCAGCCUCUGAGGAAGGAGCCCGAAAUCAUCACUGUCACCCUGAAAAAGCAGAAUGGAAUGGGCCUCAGCAUUGUUGCGGCAAAGGGUGCCGGUCAGGAUAAACUCGGGAUCUACGUGAAGUCCGUCGUGAAGGGAGGCGCUGCGGAUGUGGACGGGCGGCUGGCUGCCGGGGACCAGCUCCUCAGUGUGGACGGGCGCAGUCUGGUCGGACUCUCUCAAGAAAGGGCAGCAGAGCUCAUGACCAGGACGAGUUCCGUGGUGACUCUGGAAGUUGCGAAGCGAGGAGCCAUCUAUCACGGCCUGGCCACCCUUCUCAGCCAGCCGUCCCCGAUGGUGCAGAGAUUGUCGGAUCGCCGCGGCUCAGGGAAGCCCCGUCCGAAGAGCGAAGGGUUCGAGCUCUACAACAGCUCCGCUCAGAAUGGGUCCCCCGAGAGCCCUCAGCUGCCUUGGGCCGAGUGCAGUGAGCCAAAGAGGCCACCUGGCGACGACAGGCUGCUGAAGAACAGAGCUGACCACCGGUCCAGCCCCAACGUGGCAAAUCAGCCUCCAAGUCCUGGCGGGAAAAGCGCAUACGCCCCCGGAACCGGCGUGAAGAUAACGUCCGUCUCUACCGGGAACCUGUGUGCAGAGGAGCAGACCCCCCCACCUCGACCUGAGGCCUACCCCAUUCCCACGCAAACGUACACCAGGGAGUAUUUCACAUUCCCUGCCUCCAAGUCCCAGGACCGGGCAGCUCCUCCUCCUCACAGCCAGUGGCCCACUUACGAGGAAGAGCCGCACCUGCACAUGGACAGCAGUCAUCCCGGUGUUGGGGUGCAGCGUGUCACCCGUUCCCAAGAGGAGCUUCGGGAAGACCCAGCCUCUCACCUGGAGCACCGCCGAGCGGAAGCAGCGGUGGAUCGCAAGUCUGACAGUGACAUGUGGAUGAACCAGAGCUCCUCGGUGGGCUCCAGUGCGUCCAGCCAAGAGCACCUGGACCAUGCAUCCAAAUCGGGCACUCCUGCGUCCACCCUGACCAAAAGCGGUCCUGGGCGCUGGAAGACGCCAGCCGCUGGGCAGCCCAUGCCUACAGCGGUUCCCCAGCCUGGCCGCACGGACCUGCCUCCACCCCCUCCACCACCUCCCACGCACUAUGCCAGCGAGUUUGAUGGAGUCCCAAUGGAUCUGCCUCUCCCACCCCCUCCUGCCAGCCAGACGGGGCCUCAGCCUGCACAGGCGGCCGCCGCCGAGCGGAGGAAGCGGGAAGAGCACCAGCGCUGGUACGAGAAGGAGAAGGCCCGGCUGGAGGAGGAGCGGGACAGGAAGCGCCGGGAGCAGGAGAGGAAGCUGGGCCAGAUGCGCGCACAGCCGCUGAGCACUGCUGCCUUCUCCCCUGCGACCGUGCAGCCGCUGAAGCCGGAGAAACCGUCCACGCUUCAGAGACCCCAAGAGACGGUCAUUCGGGAGCUGCAGCCCCAGCAGCAGCCCCGCACGAUCGAGCGCAGAGACUUGCAGUACGUCACCAUCAGCAAGGAGGAGCUGUCCUCCGGGGACAGCCUGUCUCCAGACCCCUGGAAGCGGGACGCCAAGGAGAAGCUGGAGAAGCAGCAGCAGCUGCACAUCGUGGACAUGCUGAGCAGGGAGAUCCAGGAGCUGCAGAGCAAGCCGGAGCGCAGCGCCGAGGACAGCGACCGCCUGCGCAAGCUCUUGCUGGAGUGGCAGUUCCAGAAGCGGCUGCAGGAGUCCAAGCAGAAGGACGAGGACGAGGACGAGGAGGACGACGACGUGGACACCAUGCUGCUCAUGCAGCGGCUGGAGGCCGAGCGGAGAGCCAGGCAGACUGCUGUGCCAGCAAUCUCUGUUCUAGAUUUGUUGCAGGAUGAGGAGCGCAGGCGGCAGCAGCAGCUGGAGGAGACGCGGCAGCGGGAGGCGGAGGAGCGCGCCCGGCAGGAGGACCACCGGCUGCGGCAGGAGGAGGAGCGGGCCAAGCGGGACGCUGAAGAAAAGAGGCGACAGGAAGAAGGGUAUUACAGCCGCCUGGAGGCCGAGAGGCGCAGACUGCACGAGGAGGCUGGACGCAGGCUGCUGGAGCCCGAGGAGCCUGGUCUGUGCAGGCCUCCGCUUCCCCGGGGCUAUGAGCCCCCGGCCCCGCCCCCUCCGGCUGCCGCCCCUCCCCCCCCACCUCAGCGCACCGCCUCCUACCUGCAGGCCCAGGUCCUCUCCCCUGACUCCCUGUACACCGCCAAGUUCGUUGCCUACAGCGAGGAGGAGGAGGAGGAGGAGGAGGAGGACCGCAGUCCAGCAGGUCAGGAUAAGUGCUCCCGCACAAGGCCGUCUCACGGGCACCUUCCUCCUGCCGCCCUUAAGCCGCGCCCGGCCUCCGAUGGCAUCUUUCUCUCCAGCUCAUUCCAGCCACCCUCGGCCAGUGCCAACAGUACUGCCCGCAAAGCAGGCCAGCCCCCGCCCCCUCCAAAAACAGCAAGCUUCUCCCAUCUCGGCCACUCCAGAGGUAGAGGACCAAACUCUUUUACGGGAUCAUCCGGGACACUAUUUGGUGCCCAAGAUGCUUAUCAGGACCCGAGAGAGAAAGUGUCUAAAAGCCACGAAGCAGAUCUCGCUGGAAGUUCGGGGGCCCCUGAGAACCUGACGUUCCGAGAGCGCCAGCGUCUGUUUUCACAGGGUCAGGACGUGUCUGAUAAAGUGAAAGCCUCUCGUAAGCUGAUGGAACUGGAACACGAGCUGAACACCAAGUGAAGAGGAGACGGCACCUGGUGUCGCCCGGGUCCUCCCACGCAGCCGCGUAGGCACGAGCGUGGGGGAGAGCGAGGGGCACUGUGCUCUCUGUUUCUGCAGUGCGGGGAUCACAGAUGCUCCAGUUCCGAGAAACUCCUCCUGCUGACCAGGAGGCCCUCUGCGCGGGCCGCGCUCUGUCCGGCUCUCCUCACCCCACUCACUGCAGACCUUUCCUUUUCUGUUUUAGACGAGUCUGGGGACAGAGCGAAGGGUAGAAACACUGAGGUGUCUCCCCUGCCUUUCCCAAGGAGCACAAAGAAGUCCUAUUUCUCUUCUUUUUUAAAGACCUGACUUCAGCUCUCAGAGAAUAGCGUGCCCCGCCCCGCCCCGCCCCGAGUCUUGUUUGCACUGUCAGUGGCCACGCGCUGCCGACGGAGAGUCGGUCCUCUGCCCGCAGCCCGGUGAGGCCACUGGCCUUCCUCCCAGGCCCGAGCGGCGGGCGGGCGCCGUCCGCGCCCCUUACAGGUGAGGCCUCCCGGCCAGUUCCACAGAGCUGACGGGAAAGAAUUCCCAACAGACAGUUUUGAGACUUUAAGUUUAGGAAAUUUUAUUUUUAUAAAUGCCAGAUUAUUAUGAUAAAUGGUUGGUGAUUUUGAAGGUGGCAGCAGCAUUAGAAAGCUAACUACAUAUUCAGACAUUCAGGGGCCCCGGGAGGAUGUCGAUGUGAACGGAGCAUCUGGGGCUCCGAGGCAUCAGGUGCCAUGUGCACCACCUGCUCAGGGAUUCCGUCCCACACGUGGACCUGGGUGCGGGGCGGGGCGCGCACGGCAGCGCCUGACGUCUGAGAGGGACUGUGCCCUUCACGCUUUUCCACAUCUGAUGGGCUGUUUGAUUUCCGUUUGUUGGAUUAUUAAUCGCCACAUUCCUUCAGCUAUGAACAUGUGGCUGAUGCUGGGGAGACGGACCUCACUGUUUUAUAUUGUUGAUGUUAAAGUGGUAAAUUACUUAGUGACUAUAAGGAAAUUUUCUAUUGACAAAGCCCUGACGUGGGUCCUAGAAGAUUCUUCUGCACCAUGUUCUCUUACAGAUGUGUGUGUUAGAGAGAUGUGCACACUUCCAAAUGGGGGGGGGGGGCUUCCCGGCCUGGGAAACAGGGCAGUACGAUGUCCUUAAAGUGCAAGUAAAUGAUCUUGUCUAUCAGGGCUCCAACUUGGGAGUGUGCCUUUACCAUUCUCGCUUAAGUCGGAGAGGGAAGUGGGCCUGCAUGUUAUGAAGGAUUUGCACACUUGCUCAAAGUGCUAGGAAAAGCAGGCUCCUCCCCCGCACCCUGGGAGCACUGGCAGCCUUCCCGGGCGGAACCCCCUUCUUAGAGAAUAUGAUGCAGAUGGACUACUAUUCUGUUAAUAUAUAGAAGAAAUCAGUGCACAUGAGUACAUGCAAAUACAUGUAAAUACCUGCACACAGGGUGCUUGUACGUGUGGUUGUCAAACUCCGGAACGGGGUUUGGCCGUCCUUGACGGUGUUCGGGUGUGAGUGGGUGUGGGAGGGCUUUUCAUAACUGCACUACUUGGACGACAUCAAACUGCUGUAGUUCCAUUUCUACUGUACCCCAUUCACAGCCUGUUUUUAAUAA
This is a messenger RNA of Molossus molossus (Pallas's mastiff bat), 7353 nucleotides long. RefSeq names its product afadin, adherens junction formation factor (gene AFDN). The record is from RefSeq and is a predicted model, not a curated record. Gene Ontology annotation, cellular component: adherens junction. Gene Ontology annotation, molecular function: cell adhesion molecule binding. Bases 117 to 5741 code for a protein of 1874 amino acids. Gene Ontology annotation, biological process: signal transduction; regulation of protein localization. The transcript has 35 exons. Lineage: Eukaryota; Metazoa; Chordata; Mammalia; Chiroptera; Molossidae.